Molecule: messenger RNA, 1635 nt
Organism: Australozyma saopauloensis
Lineage: Eukaryota; Fungi; Ascomycota; Pichiomycetes; Serinales; Metschnikowiaceae
Product: transcription factor TFIIIC subunit
Exons: 1
Coding region: 1-1635 (544 amino acids)
Molecular function (GO): protein binding
Source: RefSeq, a predicted model, not a curated record
AUGACUCUAGAUCCGAAUCAAAUCUUGCUCAAAUCCGAAAUUGGCCGGAUCAGUGAGAUCAAUUACGUCGCCAGAUUCAACCAAAACUUCGGCUACGAAGAUGGUGUUUUCGAAUUUCUUUUAAGUCAGAAAGAUCUAUGGGCUGACAAGCUAUUCUACGUUCCCGAAGAGCACUUCACUCAAUGGGUCAAGUCAGAAAGCCAUCCUGUCAAAGAUGUGCCUACAUUGAAAGCUGACCAAUACAUUUCAGAUUACGAGCUGCAAGAGAUUACAAAGGAGGAGUUUAUUAGCAGAUUUCACCCAAUAGACAACGUAGACAUCAAAGUGACAAAAUCUGGGCUGGCCUUGGAUUGCUCAAUUGCAAAUGGUGAAAGCGCUCAUCUCAAAGAGAGCACCGGUCGCGAAAGUGUAGCUAUAAAUGUGGGUGGCCGUGUGACCUCACUCAAAUGGACUCACUAUACCUCCACAUCUUAUCUAGCCGUCUCUAUAUUAGGAGGCGAGUCGGAUCUAGAGAAACUAGUCGCAGAUCCAAAUUUGAGUAUAUUCCCCGACGCAAGAAGGAGCAAAGGCGCCCUCAAGGCGGCUAUUCAGAUAUGGGAGUACGACCACGUAACGUCGUCUUUGGUUUUGAAUCAAGUGAUCGACACCUCGGCCUUUGGAACGACUUCAUGUUUGCGAUGGGUCCCUGCGCAUUUUGAGCUGGAUGUGAUUGGCAUACUUUCAGCCGUCUUUACCGACGGUAACCUUCACUUCUUCAAAAUCCGACCAAAGACACCAGGACAUCAGUACCAUGAAGCUACCAAAAGCUCUCAUAUGAUAUCGGCAACAAAGCAGCGUCGCGAAGAUAAAUCAUCAUGCACUCCGAUAACUGCAUUCGAUUUUGUUGAUCAUCUGAAGGUAGUCAUUGGCACAUUCGAUGGUUCAAUCGCAGAAUAUGUAAUUCCAGAUCCAGCCACUGACGGUGGAUCGGCUUCUAUUCCAUCUUUCAACCAGUUCGUUUCAGAUGCGAGUGUCAAGUCUGUCACAGUAGGCCGGGUGGGGGCUGCACAUGUAAUUUUAAUCCACUCAAUGGGGAAUCAAAGCUUUGCGUUCCAUUAUGAGAAUAUGAGACUCGGUCGAGCAGAUGUUACCUAUACAAACUCUCUUGUCAGACCGACAUAUUGUGAAAACCUCAGAUGCUUCGUUUAUCCAGACAGCGCGGAAAGUUUUAGUAUAUUCUUUGCUAGACAUCCGCAACUGAAAGGUUCAUUGAUCAUGAAAUCAGAGCUCAUAUCAUCAUUUCAUACCAGUGAAUUUUUGAGUCAUCCUUUUGCAAUUGUCGGAAAUGUUCUUGGACAGGUUUUCGUCGUAAACAUGUCUCGGCGGAUAUUUGCAUUGCCUAAAGGUCAGCUGAAAUUCGUUAACCCUCUCAAAAUUUGGACCCUUCACAAAUCCUCAGACGGUUCUGGAUUGGUUUUAAAUGGAGAUUAUGAGCUAGUCCCUUCGGAUAGGAGUUCCGUCAUGUACACUUUUACUCCACCAGAAAUUGUCAUUUCGGCUGCUGCAUGGAACGAGAAUAUCAAUGGAAGCUCAGUAUAUGCCAUAGGAACUUACAGUGGUUUGCUUGUCGUGGAAAAAUUAGACACUGGCAAGUAA